GACAAAUUGCCCCAAUAGUUCACCCUGGUCAAAGUUCACUCUGUAUUGUCAGCCAUGGGUGACAACGUGGAUCUACAAGGGGCAGAAAAUAAAAGUCCUACCGAUGACCAGGCCGACGAGACCAAGGAGAUCUUUGCUAAGAAGAUCUCGGACACGAUCACGUCAGGUUUCGUGACCCUGUCUCUGGCCAUCGGCAGGAGGACGGGCCUUUUCGACGAGCUGGCCAGGCAACAGGAGCCAAGAACCGCGCACGAGAUAGCGGCGGCGGCGGGGCUGAAAGAAAGGUAUGUCCGGGAGUGGCUGGGAUCUAUGGUGACCUCCCGUAUCGUAGAGGUGGACACAACAUUGGACAUUCCUCGGUACUUCGUCCCACCUCACCGGGCAGCCGUCCUGUCGCCCAGCGGUGCUGAGAUCCUCAGGAUGGCGUUCUCCGAGCGGGUUGUGCAUCUGGCUAAAGUCAUGGACGACAUGGUGGAGUGCUUCAAGGACGAUGGUCCACCAGGGUUACCAAGCUCUGCUUACCCGGACUUCCAGGGAUGGCUACAGAAGGUGAAAGGACCGAUGCUCGAUUCUACCUUCAUCGACAACUUUCUUCCUACCAUUCCUGGGCUAAUCGAGAAGCUCGAAUCUGGAAUCACAGUGUGCGACCUCGGCUGUGCCAGCGGCUACCUCCUCUUCCUCAUGGCCCGAAGUUUCCCCAACAGCACGUACUACGGGAUAGACCUAUCAGCAGAGGCCGUCAGUAUGGCCAAGAAGGAAGCUGCCGCCAGGGGGAUCACCAACGUCAUCUGCGAUGUUGGGGACGCCACCAAACUACCCGACGACUGGUCCGAGAAAUUCGAUUACGUCAUUACCCUGUCCACCAUACACGACGUCAACGCGCCGGAGCGGUGUCUGAGGGAGAUCCGGCGGGUGCUGAAGCCAGGGGGACAGUUCUCCAUGUGGGAGCGAGACGCACACACUCAGCACCACGACAACAUCGGCAACCCUACUGCCAGUAUGAUCUACGUCAUCAGCAUGAUGUCGUGUGUGCCGAUGUCGCUCCAUGACAACGGCGCGGGUCUAGGGGCGAUGUGGGGACACGAACAGGCCCUGCCCAUGCUGGAGAGGGCCGGCUUCUCUGACGUGAAGAAGUUGGGUAUCCCCGGAAACCAGGGUGUAGCGCAUUACCUUUGUUCUAAGUCAGGAGAGUAACAUGGAGUAUGUACCAGUAUUUACCCAAAGGGGAUAUAGGCAUGUAUAUUACACGUUUUAGAUUAGGUUGGAUGAUCAAUUAAAAGAAAAUAAAAUAUUUGUCACUUGUAUGACCACUAUCAGCAGAUGCUGCUUAUUUGUUUGAAAUGGAAUCAUUCUUCAAAUCUACCUCAAUUAACGUAGGCACUGGGACCAAGGACGACAUUAUAUCACAUAUAUACAUGUAUACAUUCCAAAUCGUCUUAACUCGACUCUCGACUUCAAGCACCUAGCUUCAAAGGUCUUUGAAAAAGGGAAGCGCAUACAUAUUGUUUGUGCUAAGGUUUAAAGAUAACAUGAUGAUAUCCAUAAUGUUAUAGAUAGUCUAUCAUCUACUAAGUUCCUGCAUCCAUUUUCUUUCAGUUCUGCAGUACAUAUGAAAUAAAGUGUGAAGUCAUUCCCUAACAUC
Branchiostoma floridae (Florida lancelet) is the source of this 1642-nucleotide messenger RNA. RefSeq lists its product as uncharacterized. The transcript is spliced from 4 exons. Bases 55 to 1194 code for a protein of 379 amino acids. The record is from RefSeq and is a predicted model, not a curated record. NCBI's taxonomy places the organism in Eukaryota, Metazoa, Chordata, Leptocardii, Amphioxiformes, Branchiostomatidae.